AUGGAGUGGAGAGAUGAUUUUUCUCUUGAUUCUUUGAAUUUGGAUUGUUUGCUAAACACAUUUCCUGGAAAUCUGGAGGUUCAACAGGUACUUGGUGACAUUGAUGAGAAAAUAAAGAAAAAUACUUCAUGUGUGGAUCAAUGCCUUAAGGAACUACAACUGGAAUUAAAUGAAACUUGUUCUGAUGAGUUGCUGCAGGACACAACGAGUUUUCUUCAUUGGCUAAAUAACCAUGAUUUCAGUUCAACCAAAUUCUCUUCAACCAAUCAAGGAGAAUUAAUCAAGUUUCUCCAAACACUGCAAAGAUUAUUGAAGAAUGAACAAAAUCAAGAAGAAAUAAUUCUUCAAUUUCUCCUUGAACUCUCCAAUCAGUGUGGUGUCUUAUUUCCCUGUACUCCAAGUGGAGCAUCUUUUGAAUUUGUAUCCAGUAGUUCCAUUCAUGGUAUUGAAGAUGAUACAGCAGUGGAUGUUCAUUGCAUUUGGGAUGAUAUAAGAUUACAUCUUCGACGCUACUUAGUACAUCAAUUGCAAAGUAAUCAAAAAAUAAAAACUGGUACUUUACAACAUCAACUGCAAUUUAAAACCCAGUGUCUGCAGCAACUCUUAUUUCUUUAUCCUGAAUCUGAAGUUCUAGUCAAGUAUCAAAAAAUGCAGAAAAAAUUGGUUAGUGAUCUUUUGCAAAAAUGUGCUCAGGGUAAGAGUGAUGAAAUGAAUUUUGAAAAGAUUGUUCAUAAUUACAAUAGUUCCAUUCCUGCCUUCUGUGCAAUGAUAAAAGAAGAUUUAUAUAUACUAAGUGGAAUUAUUGAUUCUUCUUCUGUGCUGAAAUUUAUUAAUGAAACUUACUUGGAUACCUUCACUGAAGAAAUCACUUUUGUUUUUCACAUGCUUUGUCAGCUUCAACUCAAAGAAAAAGCACUGCAUGAUAUAAAGACAAGCAAGAACUCAAAGAAAAACAGAGGCAUGGUUCAAGUUGUGGUUGCUGAGGAACAUUCCAGAAAAGGAAUGAACCAGUGUUUGACAUUACAUCAACUCAAAUGCCUUUCCCAGCUUAUAAAAUCAUGUUUGUUGAUGGAAGAAAAUAUUGAAGAGCUAUCUUCGGGUUUACUGUUAGUAUGUAUGUCUGAGAACAAAAGUAUUCAAGGAGUUCUGAAAAAUACUUGUGGGGAGCUUUUUACAGGAGCAAAUGAAUCCAGCAAAUUUCCUGAGCAUAUUCUUAAGGUUAAAAAGUCUGCCAUGCUAGAGUUUGGAUGGAGAAAUGUUUUUAAAGACCUGUCCUCUUCAGUAGCACACAGUUUAAUAAUUGCAGUUGAAGAUUUUUCCGGUAAAAUUCUUGAACAUGAACAAAAUGAACAGUGUUCAGCUACUUAUUAUAUGAUGUGCCUUGUAAAUGUACAAAACAUGAAUGAUUCCUGGAGAGUUGUCAAUGAGAAAGAGCAACCAAAGCAGAUUUCAAAGUUUUGUUCUGACGUCAUGGAAGUACUUGACAUGUUGCUCCCAUUGGCUCUCGCAUGCAGAGUUGAAGUUUUCCAGGAAAUUAGAGCAAACUUUAUAGAGGCUUGCAGCAAAGUGGCAGCAGCUCUCCUGACCAGACUGGAAGAGAGAAGUAAAGAUGUUCCUACAAGAGCUCCACUUCAGAACUUAUAUACCAUUCUUUCCACAGCAGUACAUGUAUAUCAGCGUUUUAAAAUGUAUCAAAAUGUAAUGAAAGUGGAAUCUGGAGCGCCCUUAUUUCUAGCACUACUCCAGCAAUAUAAGGAACUGAUCAGCAUUCUUCAAUUUCAAGUUACAAACUAUUGCAUACAAGUGUGUAUUACAAGCAUUUUACAGGAUGCCGAGAGUCAUUACUGGGAGGACAAGAAAGCUUUUUAUGAGGUAUGGAAGUAACUUUACUAUCCUUCAUUUUUAUCCAAAUGUGGUUUAUUUUU
This is a messenger RNA of Thamnophis sirtalis, 1925 nucleotides long. NCBI's taxonomy places the organism in Eukaryota, Metazoa, Chordata, Lepidosauria, Squamata, Natricidae. The record is from RefSeq and is a predicted model, not a curated record.